AUGCUCUCCAUGCUCUUCCCCCAAUAUCUCAUUCCCUCUUUCCUGCCCAACUCCUCCACACCGGAGCGUAACACCCUCUCACCUUCCCCUUCCCCUGUAUCCUCACCAACAUCUCCUGUGGAAGCACAAGCCCAAGUACCACCACCCGGAAACCUGUCAACCAAGGGCAAAGGGAAAAAGACAUCCCUACAACGACUCUCCCCCACAACCUCCAAAUCCCUCACCCACCACACUUCCUACAUCCACUGCAUCACUUGCGGCGCCCAUCUCUGCUUCACUUCCCAGAUCAUCAGCAAGGGCUUCACCGGCCGCCACGGACGCGCCUAUCUCGUCUGCGCUCAGAGCACUUCUCCUGAUCCCCACGAACAAGCCUUGCGCAAAGCGUCGCCCCCGUCUGCACUGUGUCCAUCACAAGCUACUCAGACUCUGCCUAAUACACUCCUCCACCGGCCCGUCUCACGCCAGCUCGUCACGGGCGCGCACACCGUCAGCGAUAUCAGCUGCCUGUUGUGUGGAAUCGUGCUAGGAUGGAAAUACGUCGAGGCGGAGGAGGAGACGCAGCGGUAUAAAGUGGGAAAAUUUAUCCUGGAAACGAAGAAGAUAACCACGGCAACGGCUUGGGAGGGCGUUGGGGAGAGUGGAGAAUCGGAUGGGGGUCGACAGGAUGCGGUGCGGAGCCGUAGAUAUGCUGGUCGAGCGACGAGUCUGGAUAUUGAGAAUGGGGACGGGGAUGAUGAUGGUGGGCAUCAUUUGGAUGGCGAUGAGAGAGAAAAGAGUAAGAAUAGUCGUGGGCGCGGCGACGAGGGUGAGCACGACCAUCAUCAUCAUAGCCAUGACCCAAAUUAUGACUAUGGGCAUGACCAUGGGAACGAGCACGUGCGCAAGCAAGAGAGGCAAACUGGCAUGCCGGGACGUGAGAUUGAAUUCGACAGCCAAGACGAAGAUGAAUGCGAGGAUCUCUUUGCCGGCAUCUGGAGUCCGGGACUGGCGACUCGUCGACGCAGUCGGAAGAUUGAGAAGAGACCCAGCUCUAUGGCGGCGACGAUGUUUGGAUUCGCCUGA
Molecule: messenger RNA, 1062 nt
Organism: Penicillium oxalicum
Lineage: Eukaryota; Fungi; Ascomycota; Eurotiomycetes; Eurotiales; Aspergillaceae
Product: yippee/mis18 family protein
Exons: 1
Coding region: 1-1062 (353 amino acids)
Source: RefSeq, a predicted model, not a curated record